ACUUCAAGUUUUAUUAGUAAUUUAUAAUUUUUUUUAUUUUAACUUCAAUAUUUGAUCAUUAUAAGUUGUAUUCCAAGACUUUGUUUUAUUGUAACCAGUAAUUAAAAUAAUAAUUUAUGUAUUCUAACAAUUUGAUAUGCGAUAAAAAGAAAGAGAAAUGUAAAAAUGUAACAAAAUGAUUUUUUAUGCAUUUUAAGUAUUGUUGCCCUUUUUUGGACGGAAUACAUAUUUGAACUAAGAAUAUGGUAAAUGUAGUAGAUGAUACAGAAAGUAAAGAACAAGCAAAGUGCUUGGUACGAAAAUUUGACAAUCCUCAUGACAAAACAUUUGAUUUAGAUAAAUUUGAAUGUGUAGUUACUAAAAAAGAAACUGUUACUAACUUUAUACACAAUGUAGCUCACCAUUAUAAUAUGGAUUUCGAUUCAUUUUACUUAACUUUAAGUUCAUAUAAAUCAAAUAUUUCUUCUGAUUCUAAUGAUAAGCCUAAAUUACUUGCUGGAGAUACUCAACUAUUAUGUGAUGUUGGUGUAGUUUACGGAGAUGAUGUUAUGAAUCGAUUUGUAUUAACUGAAAACUGUCUUCAAGAAGAAUCUGAUAAAGCUGAUUGUGUUGUUCGAGUACAAAUGUCUAAUAAGGUUUAUCCCUUAACUGUAGAGAAAUACCAAACUGCUGGUCAGUUAUACAAACAAGUUUUUCAACUAUGUGAAACUGACAACAUCAAUACAGACUCAUUUGUUUUAACAUUCAAUUGUUAUGAUUUGGAAGCGACUACUGAAUUAGUUAAAAAUGAUAUAACUGAAGAUGAUAGCAGACUUCUUAGUGACAUUGGUGUAGUAUAUCGUCAAGGUGUCAAAAACCGUUUUAAAGUUACAACCAGUAGUUCAUUUGAUAGCACUGAAAAUGAUACUUCUUCGAAAUCAUGUUCACCGACACAAGAUAUAAAAGCUGAAGGUCUAUAUUCAAAAAUGAAUUCAGUUCGUAGAAAUGGUUUAGAUGCAACUUCAGUAGUUGAAAAUAAUGUGUUAUAUCCAUCUUCACCAAUGUCAAUGCUUACCUUGCCAUCGACAAGUAUGGUAUACAGCCGAUCUACAAAAAAAACUCAUACAGGUUUUAGGGGUCUGGUUAAUCAAGCAAUGACGUGCUAUUUAAACAGUUUGCUACAAGCUUUGUAUAUGACACCAGAAUUUAGAAAUGCACUGUAUAUGUGGAAAUUUGAUUUUAAUACUAAUACUGAUGAAGCAAAGUCUAUACCUUUUCAACUUCAAAAACUGUUUUUAAACCUUCAAACAUCGCCACGUCUUAGUAUUGAAACUACAGAACUCACUCGCAGUUUUGGAUGGGAUUCUAGUGAAGCAUGGCAACAACAUGAUGUUCAAGAACUAUGUAGAGUAAUGUUUGAUGCUCUUGAACAAGAAUUUAAAAACACCACUCAUGUGGACCUUAUAAAUCAACUUUAUGAAGGUAAAAUGAUCGAUUAUGUUAAAUGCCAAGAAUGUGGUAUUGAGAAGUCUAGAGAAGAUGCAUUCUUAGACAUACCAUUGCCUAUUCGUCCAUUUGGAAGUACUAAUGCUUAUGGAACUAUUAUGGAAGCUUUACGAGGUUUCACACAACCUGAAACUUUAGAUGGUAAUAAUCAAUAUUUUUGUGAACGUUGUAAUAAGAAGUGUAAUGCACAUAAAGGCCUUAAAUUUAGCAAAUUUCCAUAUAUAAUGACAUUGCACUUAAAGCGGUUUGAUUUUGACUACAAUACCAUGUACCGAAUUAAACUUAAUGACAAGGUUGAAUUUCCUUUGAAAUUAAAUGUCAAUAGAUUUGUUUCAAAUAAUAAAAAUGGUAUAGAUAAAGAUGAAGUGCUGUCUGAAGGGUUUCCUGAAGAAUUAUUUGGUUCUAAUAGCAAAUGUGAUGAUAGUAGUUACACUGGAACAGAUAGUUCAUCAGCAUUAGAUGAAAUUGAUCAGGAUGAGGAUGAAGGUAUUGAUGUAACUCAACAUAGACAUUAUGAUAAACGUGGAGCAGAUAUUAAUUCUGAAAAUGAAACACCUGGACCAUAUAUUUAUGAGCUUUAUGCAAUUAUGAUACAUUCUGGUAGUGCUUCUGGAGGACAUUACUAUGCUUAUAUAAAAGAUUUCAAAUCUGACCAAUGGCUUUGUUUCAACGAUCAAUCAGUUUCCAUUAUUACUAUGGAUGACAUUGAAAGAAGUUAUGGAGGGGGGCCUGUCAGAGGUUAUUAUUCUGGUCAAUAUACUUCUAGCACAAAUGCUUAUAUGUUGAUGUAUAGGCAAAUAGAUCAGAGAAGAAAUAAGAAUGCAAUGAAUCAAGAUGAAUUUCCACCUCAUUUAAAAGACCUUCAUAAUUUGUUAGAAAAAAAAGCAGAAGAGGAUCGUCAGAUGAAAGAGAGAGAGCGUGAUGUGGUUAAAGUAGUUGUUCAUUUAGCUGAAUCACUUGAUUCAGGUAUGCAAACUUGGCAAUUUGACUGUAGCAGAACCACCAGUGUUGAACAACUAAAAUCAAUGGCUAUUGAAUUCUUCAAAGUAACCAAGCCAUGUCAUCUCAUAAUAUACAAUAAAAAUGAACGAGAAAUAACUGAUAAUCUAGAAGACAAGGGUAGUUGUUUAGUAUGCAAUCUACGAUACCAAUUGCCAUGUAUAUUACUACUUAAAGUUAUUGAAACAGCUAUAGAUAGCUCUUCAGCAUCUCCUGGAUGUAUUGUCAUGAAACUUUUCUUGAUCAAUUUUGUUGAUAAUGAAGAAGUGGUAGAUACAAAUCAACUCAUUAAAAUUGAAAUUGAACGUAAUAAACAACUUUCAGAUCUCGGUAAUUUAUUGUGUACAAAAUAUAACAUAUCGAAAGAAGCUAACUUACAUUUUAUAAAACAAAGCUCUGCGAAACCGAUGAAAUUAGAAAAUUACAUUGCAUGUUCAUCAGUUUUUCAUAGUCAUGUUUUUGUAUUCAUUGAUCAUCGUAAUGUAAGUCAAGCUACCAUCACGCAAAAAAUUAAGAGUACUAUAGCACGCUACAAUAAUACCAUUUUACUAGACUUUGUUUUACCUGCUAGAGAUACUGAAAUAUUAAAUAAAUUAAUGAUGAAUUAUAAGAAUAAUACUUUUAAUGAGCAUGCUAAAGCUACAUCAAUUUAUUCAAUAAACAAACAAAAUGGUGAUAUUCUAGAAGAUUGUGAAUUACCCACUGAUGAAAAUAAUUUAGUGACGAAUCCUGAAGAAAUGUGUGUUGUUCCAAAUGGUAAUGGAAGUGGUGAUCAAAGUGAAGAUAGUAGUAUUACUGAUAGCGAAAGGACAAUAAAAGGUGAUGAAGUUGAAGAAUUUCAAAUAGGUUCUCAUGCCUUUGAACAUGAUUCAAUAAAGGUUUAUGAACAUAAUAAACUAGAUGAAAAUUGGGAUGGAACUGAAGAUGAUGAUGAUGAAAAUGAGUAUCAAUUGAAUGAGAAAUACUAUUUCAAAGUUACAGCUUUACCCCAAGAUGUAUCACAUGACAAUCAUUUGUAUGCCUAUGUGGAUAAACGUAUGACAGUUAAAGAACUUAAAGAUAAUUUAGUUCCCUUAAUUAAAAUACAAUCUGAAUAUUUUAUUCUUAACCGUUUCAAUUCUGAUUCAUCUCUAGAAGAGUUAGCAUUGCCUAGCAGCUCAUUAGAAGAUUUGAAUAAUUCUGACAUAAUACAAAUUACAGUUGGACAAGCAUUAAGAGAUGGCGAGUAUCGUGGAAGCGUUUUCUUGCCAGAAACUGUUGAAGAAACUAGAGUUGUUAUGAAAAAAAUGUUUGAUUGGGUUAUCACUGUUGGUACUUCUGUAAUAGAUACUAAAAAAGAACUGCUUGCCGUAUUAAAGAAAACUAAAAAUAUAGAAAUACCCUUAGAAAGGUGUCGAUUGCGUAAGAAAAAAGGAGAUGCAUUAUUACGCUGUUAUUUUAAUGAAGAAAUUUGGAAUGAAGACAUUGGACAAGGGUGGGAAAUGAUAAUUUUAGAUCUUAUAGAUCGUACUGAAUUAGAAUUGGGUAAAACAAAGAGACUUAUGUUUGUUAACCAUGUUGAAGAGAAUGGAACACAGCAGCGUCUAAUGUCAGAAAUGGAAUUUGUUGUUGAUAUAGCAUCUACAAUAUCAGCUAAUACACAAUUAGCAAGUGAAAUCUCAAAAAAACUCAGUAUUUCCGAGGAUCAACUAGAACUGGGUUAUAUGCAUGGAAACUUAAAUGAUAUUGUAUGGAAAACUAGAAUUACAAACUGGUCAUUUAGUUUAUCUGAUGAUAACACUAUUUUGUUUUGUCGAAAUGGAACCUCUUGUAAUCGAGAUCUUACACUUACUAAAGGCCGCAAAACUCAACCAAAAGAACGACCUUUGAAAAUUUAUACUAUUAAAAAUGAAUAAGUAUUUUGUUAUUUGUAAGGUUCAAAUGGAAUGUACACAUAAAAGUUACUGUCUAUUUAUUUAUUAAUAAUGGAAGAGAAAACCUAAUUGUAAAUUCUUGCUUAUAAUCUUUUUUGUUAAAAAAAUAUACUUGUAUUUUCAUUUAACUCCUUCAAGUAUGUUUUUCAAUAACUAUGAGUACAAUGUUUAUUUUUCUAUUUUGAAAAUAUUUACUAGUUAUUUCUGA
This is a messenger RNA of Daktulosphaira vitifoliae (grape phylloxera), 4605 nucleotides long. RefSeq names its product ubiquitin carboxyl-terminal hydrolase 47-like. Gene Ontology annotation, biological process: protein deubiquitination. Gene Ontology annotation, molecular function: cysteine-type endopeptidase activity; cysteine-type deubiquitinase activity. The coding region runs from base 243 to 4379 and encodes 1378 amino acids. Gene Ontology annotation, cellular component: cytosol; nucleus. Lineage: Eukaryota; Metazoa; Arthropoda; Insecta; Hemiptera; Phylloxeridae. The transcript is spliced from 25 exons. The record is from RefSeq and is a predicted model, not a curated record.